Daldinia vernicosa is the source of this 1775-nucleotide messenger RNA. RefSeq names its product Mo25-like protein. The record is from RefSeq and is a predicted model, not a curated record. NCBI's taxonomy places the organism in Eukaryota, Fungi, Ascomycota, Sordariomycetes, Xylariales, Hypoxylaceae. Gene Ontology annotation, molecular function: protein serine/threonine kinase activator activity. Gene Ontology annotation, biological process: intracellular signal transduction. The coding region runs from base 377 to 1492 and encodes 371 amino acids. The transcript has 4 exons.
GGUUAUCCGCCCCGUAAAUAAACAUUCCGAUCCCCGGAUUUACAAUAAACAAUUACCAGCAAGCGGCACAUGGCACAUGGCACCAUUCAGGCCUCACCACCAAGGUAGACCAAGUUUUGGGAUAACGACGUCGGGCAUCUUCGAAUCAAUCAGCCUGGACAAGUACAAUGACGAUCUUGGUUGACUAAAAAUAUCCAAACCCGCCCCGUCUCCUGCCUAUCGAGGUCUACUCUACCUGCCUACAUGUGGCUAGGACUGAGAGCAGACAACAUCUACAACAAUCUGCGGUCCAAAGAAUUUAUAAACUACCUAAUUCGAAUUCCUUAUACGUUAUACGCUAUACGUUAUACGUAUACGCAUAGCUAAUCGCACAACCAUGUCUUUCUUAUUUUCGAGGGGCAGAACCAGGACUAACGCUCUGGAUCUUCCCAAGCAAGCUAGAGACCAUGUUCUCAAACUUGACGCCCCUGGCAAAGCCGACGAGCUUGCCAAGGUGCUCAGUCAGAUGAAGCUCAUACUUCAAGGAACACCAGACGUAGAUAGUACCCCAGAGCAAGUAUACCAGCUGGUUACAGGUCUGAUAGAAGAGGACCUUCUCCUUCUGCUAGCUCAAACCCUACACCGCCUCCCCUUCGAAUCCCGGAAAGACACCCAGGUCAUAUUCUCAUACGUCUUCCGCUUCCGACCCCCCACAGCGUCGCCAAAGACAGAUCCCGUCGCAUUGAGCUACGUAGUGAAUAAUAAACCCCAAAUCUUAUUAGAGCUGUGUCGAGGUUACGAUCACAAGGAGAGCGCAACGCCCGCGGGCAGCGUACUUCGUGAGGUUCUGAAAAAUGAGGCAGCCGCUGCCAUUAUAUUAUACGACGAUGGAGAAGAGCCCGGUUCCAGUUUGAAGGGCGUGACGGCAAUCGAUAGGGAACGGCCACAGAGCGGCAACGGAGUCUUUUGGCGAUUCUUCGAUUGGAUCGAUAAGAGCUCGUUUGAGGUUGCUGCUGACGCCUUCACAACAUUCAGAGAACUUCUGACGAAACAUAAAGAGCUCGUGCCGCGUUACCUCUCGAUAAACUUCGAGCUCUUCUUCGACAAGUACAACAACAUCCUAGUACAGUCGAACAGCUACGUGACGAAGCGGCAGUCGAUCAAGUUGCUCGGUGAGAUAUUACUUGACCGGUCCAACUACAACGUCAUGACCGCGUACGUCGACCGCGGGGAGCACCUCAAGAUAUGCAUGAACCUCCUGCGCAGCGACCGCAAGAUGGUGCAGUACGAGGGCUUCCACGUCUUCAAGGUCUUCGUGGCCAACCCCCACAAGUCCAUCGCCGUGCAGAAGAUCCUGCUCAUGAACCGCGAGAAGCUCCUCAACUUCCUCUCCCAUUUCCUCGAGGACCGCACCGACGACGAGCAGUUCAUCGACGAGCGCGAGUUCCUCAUCAAGCAGAUCAGGAAUAUGCCCCCGAAUCCCGUCCCCCCGACCCGCCAGCUAGCCGUUUAGGGGUACUACUGACGGAAGACCCGGGUAUUAGAUGUAUCCAUCCGUAAGUAGCUUCAACCACGGUUCAACUUUUUCUUUGCUUUGGUAGCAAGGACUCUUAGAUAUUAGGCUUGAGACAGUAGACGUACCAAGCAGCCGUCAUUGGCAAUCAUUGUGUGCAUGUAGUUAGGCGUUUAGGUUAUGACCAGACAAACGAAAGUACAAACAAACAGAUAAGAACUAAUCGCGAGGAGACGUUGAAACGUAAUAGAAUUCGAUGAUAUGGCAUCCCCCGCCGCAGGGA